Messenger RNA from Rhagoletis pomonella (apple maggot), 4474 nucleotides. RefSeq names its product ankyrin-3-like. The transcript is spliced from 2 exons. Bases 3371 to 4030 code for a protein of 219 amino acids. NCBI's taxonomy places the organism in Eukaryota, Metazoa, Arthropoda, Insecta, Diptera, Tephritidae. Gene Ontology annotation, cellular component: T-tubule. The record is from RefSeq and is a predicted model, not a curated record. Gene Ontology annotation, biological process: protein localization to T-tubule; regulation of cardiac muscle contraction.
UAUUUAAUGGGCGACUACCCUAAUAAAAAUACUUUUAAUCUAAAUCUUUCUUAAAACUAUUUCUGUUGACACCAAUAGUGAAACAAUUCACGUAACUUGUGUGUAGGUUAUUUAAAUUUGGCUCGAAAAGGGUCACAAUCAUCCUCUUCAAAAAUAUAUUCAAACUAAAAAAUGGAAGAGAUAACAGUAGGGUGGUUUUUUAUGUACAAGAAAUUAUUGCCAUUUUGAAUGACUAUUCAGUUCACACCGUUUACUGUUUCUGUAUUGUGAAACAUUUCAAUGUUUACCAGCAGAAAAGUAAUUAAACUGAUAAAUUAAGCUCAUGAAAGUUUAAAAACUUAAAAAAAAAAUUCCUAAUAUUCGCCAUAGUUAUAAGCGAUUCGAGCGAUUCGUGUGUGUGCCGAAUUUUGUAAAUCCGUCCAGUCGUUUCUAACUUCAAAAAAUAAAGGCAUAUUGCAUAUCUACAGGCCAAACAUUUAAUUUCAACAGUUCAUUUUUGAGAUUCGAACAAACCGUGCAUAUCUGAUGACCUUCACAAAAAAUGCUCAUUAUACAUAUAUAUUCAGUUAGAUAGAUAUGACGAAAAGGUGGCAACCCUAAUAAAAAAUAAUUUCAAACUAAAGCUUUCUUGAAACAUUCCUUUGGCACUCACAUCUUAGUAGUUCAUAUAACUUGUGUAUAUUUUAAUUAAAUUCGACAAGCAGAUGGCAGCUCUCUUCAAAAUAUUUUCAAACCAAACCAUUAUAAUCUUUCGUCUGACAUUGUAAUGCAUAAUUCCGUCAAGUUGAAUUAGACUUUUUAAACAGGUGGCAGCUCUCCCGCAUGUAGUUUAGAAAUAAAGCCCUUUCAAACCAAUUUCGGCUGAGAGAAAUAUUGUGACAAUUAAUUUAACUUAUUAAAUAAUUUCAAUAUAGCUUUCAACAGGUGGCAAACCCUUUUCAAUACUAUAAGAUGUGGUUGUAUAUCUACAGACCAAAGUCCCUUAAUUUGAAAUCUAAUAUGUAUAUACAGAAGAUUGUUCCUGAAAGCCAGGUAGCUCCCAAAUUAAAAAAAAAAAUGUACUGAACUCCGCUGAUCUCUAACCGAGCUGCCAUACGGACAAAUUGUUAAACCGCAAAUACUCACGAUCUUAGUUUUAUAGCCCAAUUCUGUAUCGGUGACAAAAGUUUUUUUUAUUGACAAAUUUAAACUUUUUCAUACAUUUUUCCGUAAAAGUAAAUUGUGACAAGAAUUGAUACACUGACACAGAGUACAGAAUAGAGCCGUUAGUCUCGCAGGAUUGACACGUAUCUUAUUUGUUUCGCUGUUAUUGAAAACUUGUACUCAAUAGUAAAAGCAUAAAAUAAGGCAUAGAUAGUACAGUAAAACCUUGAUAUAACGAAGUUGAAGAGGUUGGGCAAAUGCUUCAUUUCACCUAUAGUUUCGGUAUAUUUAUAGAAUAUGAAAACCUGAGUUCGUGUUUUUAUUUAUAACGGGACUCCCACAGUCAACGUAUUCAGAAUUCGUUAUGUAGAGGCUUUUGAGUCUAACGGAACUUCAAUCGUCAAUAUAUUCCGAAAGAUCUCAGGCUCCAAACUUCGUCGCUAUAUCUAUGAAGCAUUUUUGUAUGGAAAAUAUCGCAACAAUUAGGUUUUUUUUCUGGGGACGCAGCAAACAUUUUGUUAUAUAGAAUUUUUCGUUUUAGCAAGAUUCGUUACAUCGAGGUUUCACUGUAAAUAAUUCAAGUUAUGAAUCACCUAUUACGAUGGUCAAGAAUCCGAGAGAAACCUCAGACUAGGUAAACUCAACUACGAAAUUUUGGACUUCAACAAAGAUUUUACUAGACUAGAGUAUGAAGUAGAUACCUUCUGAACAAAUUCGCCAUCUUUUAACGUCGAAAAUAAUCCCUCCGAGAUUUCAAUAGUUAGCAGACUGGGCCGGAUUAACUCUACUCGAAAUCACACGAAACUUAACUGCAUUCGAUAACGGGAACGCUUCGAAAAUUUAAAUUGUAUUAUUUAUCCCGGAAGGGGGGCUGCUAUGCUGACUAAGCAUUCUCUCUUAUUAUGCAUGACCUUCUUUCUCUGCUAUUUGGGGCUGGAGCGUUUGCGUUCAUUCCCAGUCGCAGCGGCAAAUAUUUUUUGUCACUGUUCUAUGCCUAUGUAUAUCCCCGUGAAGUUCAUACAACUCAUUGUUCCAUGAAAUUACUAUUUGUUUUAAAACAAAAUUAAUAAAUGAAUUAUUGGCGCGCAAACGUUUGCUGUGCUUGGUUGCGCUUCUUCUGCGAUUUGUGGUGUGCGACUUGAUGCUGUCACACAAGGAGUAGGGACCUACAGUUUCACGCCGCUUCCGAACGGUGAUUAUAUCUUUAUGAGAAGCUGCUUUUAUGGCGGGAAUACACACGGAAAUUUUUCAUUGCCGAGGGGUGACCGCUAUUAGACUUUUUGGUUUAUUUUGGAUGUUACUCGUACCAGAGUCGAACCCUUGAUCUACCGAGGAAAGUGCGCACCUCUAACCAUAAUACUAAAUUAUGUCCUCUAAUACUCUACACGUUCUUCCAUACCAAGCUUGCAAAAGGUAGAACAAGCAAUUCGGUAGAUGAGGUCGAGGAUGUUGCAUGCUCUUAUAAGAAAAUUGGGUCUAAGUUAUUUAGUUCUGCAGUACAGCAUACGAUUAAAGAAGUUGCACGAAAGAGGAGGAAUCUGUCUGAAACCUUUCUCGUCUCCGAAGGUUCUUCGCUAUUCGGAUAAAACGGGGAUAUGAAUUCCAGAUAUCGCGGCGUAUCAACAACUGCUUUGUCUGGUAUCAAAGACGGCUUUAAAUAUGAGAAAAGAUAUGGUCUAUGGUAGAUGUACCAGCUGUAAAGCCACACUGAUAUGGUCCAAUUAGUUCACUGAUGGUAGGCUUUAGCCUGCUGGGCGUUGAUCACUAGGCCUGCGUGGUUGUCCUUACCGAAAUUCGCAAUCGCCUUAAAACCUUAUGUAAAUCGCCAAACUUUUCGAUAUUCUUUUCGAGAAUUUUUCAUCUUGGCAAGCAUUACGCGCUCACGCUUUUCGGCCGCUCUCCUCUUAUUGCAGAAAAUAGGUCUCGCUUCCCUGUUCAGAACCCUUUAACGAGUCCACAUAAUUCGUGUUGCGCCCGUUUGCAGCGUUGGUGUUGGCAUCUUUUUUCCUUGAAACAAGAUGCUAAUCGUCGUCGUCGUAGUGGUUCUUAUGCAAAUUGAUGUUAUUAUGUAAAUCAUUAGUCACCGAAGUUUUGAUCGUUGUACGAAUGCCUUUAUUCAAAUAUAAUUUCCAUUUUUUUUUUAAGUAUACUUUGUUAACUAAAAUUCGAAUAAUGAUCUUCUUGCAGUUUCCUUGUUUCAUUCCUCGUCGAUGCGCGUGGCGGUGCUAUGCGUGGUUGCCGCCACAGUGGUGUACGCAUGAUUAUACCAUCGCGUUCCACUUGUCAACCGACUCGUGUCACAUGUCGAUAUGUUAAACCACAACGCACUAUGCAUCCACCACAGCUAAUGGAGGGUGAAGCUUUGGCUAGCCGUGUGUUGGAACUUGGGCCAGUCUCGACCAAAUUUAUUGGCCCCGUCAUCAUGGAGGUGCCACAUUUCGCUUCAUUGCGCGGCAAAGAGCGUGAAAUUAUCAUAUUGCGCUCGGAUAAUGGAGAAACCUGGCGAGAGCAUGCAAUUGAUAAUUCGGAAGAAAUCAUACACGAUGUAAUGCAACAAUGUUUCGAACCCGAAGAAAUUGCACAACUUGAGGAGCAAGCUGGAAAUCAUGUUUGCCGUUUUGUUACCUAUGAUUUUCCACAAUACUUUGCUGUAGUCUCGCGUAUACGCCAAGAGGUGCACGCCAUCGGACCAGAGGGUGGCAUGGUAUCCAGCACUGUGGUGCCACAAGUGCAGGCCGUUUUCCCGCAAGGUGCACUCACCAAAAAGAUCAAAGUUGGCUUGCAGGUAAAUCUCUUUAAACCGCGCAAAGGUGUUGCACCAGAAAAGUUACGUAAAAUCAGCGUCAAUCAUGUACCAAAGAAGAAGCGCUUCUCACUUAUUUGGUAAAUUAAGAAAAUGCCUAAAUGAGACGCAUACAAAAAUAGAGAACAAGAUCAAAUAAUUAAGUAUCUACUAGCACUAAAUAGUAAACGAUUGAUCUAUGCAUAUUUGAAAGGAAAUAUCAAUAACAAUAACUUAUUUAUCAAAAUAUUUACCUAAGUAGAUAUAACAGAGAGGCGUUUGUAUGCCAAUAAAAAGCCAAAAAAAAAAAACAAAAAAAGGAAAAUCAACCAAUUUGCAUUUAUAAAAAGAAAAACUAACAUUAUUGCAUUAUGAAGCCAAACAUAAAUUUUUUUCGAGCCACUUAAAAGUAGCAUAAAUGGAACACAGCAGUGUGAAAAAGUAAUUCGAAGUACAGGAAAUACCAGAAUAUAAAAACUUUGGUCUACAACUCUUAAUUAAUAUCGAUUAAAAUGAAAACAUAUGGCUUCAUACUAAUUCUUUCUGUAU